Messenger RNA from Atta colombica, 372 nucleotides. RefSeq names its product ribonuclease H-like. NCBI's taxonomy places the organism in Eukaryota, Metazoa, Arthropoda, Insecta, Hymenoptera, Formicidae. The record is from RefSeq and is a predicted model, not a curated record.
AUGCCUUACUAUGCAGUGGCUAGCGGUCGUUCGACUGGAGUUUAUGACAAUUGGGAGGAUUGCAAAGAUCAGGUUCAUGGAUAUUCCCAUAACAAAUUUAAGAAGUUUGAUACACUAGAUCAAGCUUGGGACUUUGUUGACCAAUAUUCUUCAAAUGCUGGACAGUUUAAAACUAACAGUAAAGCUAUAGCUUAUCGAGAUAACAAUCAAAUUGCACUAAGAAAUUACCGUGGUGAAGUUACCGGCUAUCAACGUACUAAUUACACGAAAGGAAGAAACAUUGUUAUCGUACGCGAACGUCUUUACAGGAGUGACAAAAAUGGAUAUUUUGUCGAAAAAGGCACACGUACUUACUGGAAAGAUAAUAAUUAA